Molecule: messenger RNA, 756 nt
Organism: Penicillium angulare
Lineage: Eukaryota; Fungi; Ascomycota; Eurotiomycetes; Eurotiales; Aspergillaceae
Product: SAP domain-containing protein
Exons: 3
Coding region: 1-756 (251 amino acids)
Source: RefSeq, a predicted model, not a curated record
AUGGCCGCUCCCCGCUCUACUUCCCUGCGUGCUCUGCGCCAGAUUUCUCACCAACAUUCCAUCACCCCUGCUGCCCGUCGUGGCCUUCACAUCACCGGCGUCCAUGCAGCUCAACCUGCUAGUUCCGCUGACAAGGCCUCCCUCUACGCUGCUCGCAGCCUCCCAGAGCUGAAGAGCGAAUGCCAACAACGUUCUCUCCGUGCUGUUGGCAGCAAGUCCGAGCUGAUCGAGCGUCUCUCCAACCACGAUGUCCUUCAAUCCCGAGCAUUCAGCAUUGCCAUGCGCCGUAUCAACAGCAACGCUUUCUCUGAACCCGCAUCCCGCCAAUUCAACACUUCCCGCUCCUCCAAGGCCGUCGGCGACUCCUCCACCGUUGACCUGGUCUACAUGCCAUCCAUGGCCGACUUCGAAGCGGGUCCCUUCCGCACUUCACCCCAAGUCCCGGUCCUUCCCGAUCUAACCUCCCACCAUGAAGCUCAAUCUUCAUCCGCCCCACCCAUGAAGCCCCAGAUCUACACUGUCGCCGGUGCCGGCGCUGACGUCGCUGCCAGCGCGAUGAGUGAGGUCGUCGACAACCACGCUGUGGACCUUGAUCCCUUCUCCUUAACCGAGGCUGUAGGUCGCUCAAGAGUUGGCGAGGAACUGCAGCGCAAGACCAAUGGCUCGGGCUCCAGUGCCCCGGGUGUUGUUAAAGAGCUGUGGGCCGGAUUCCUAGAUGACGUCCUCGGCCCGAAACAGGCUGCUGCUCGGAAGUAA